AUGUCUAUUAUUUCAAAUGACAGACUCAGUGAUGUUGUUUUAAGAGAAAGAAAGAUAAUAUCAAGAAAUGUUGAAAGUGGAAUUACUAAUACUGUUCUAUGUAUUUUGAUUAAACAACUUGGAGCUGUAGUUUCAUUCAGAAGGACUAAAAAGACUAAAAAUACAAUCAAGAUGAUGGUUCCAGAGGAUCUUACAAUUAUGGGAACAAUGAUGUAUCAAAAUGAUCUUAUUGAAAUGAGUGAUUUACUUAUUAGAGAAAUGGUAAAUGAGCAACCAAUCAAUCGUGAAAGAAUGAGUGACAAACAAUAUAAUAGAAGCAAAGAAUCAUGGAUUAACAAUGGACUAUUAUAUCUUUUAAAAAAGUGUGGAUAUAACUUUAUUAUUAGACAAACCAAAAAAGCUAAAUUAACUGAACGAUUUGUAAAGGUGUCAUCAAUCAGUUUUCCAAGUGGAGAAAUUAUUAAUGAGAAGAGACUUAUUGAGAUUGGAAUGAAGUUUGAACAGUUUAUUUCUAAUUCUUUUAAAAGAGAACAAGUAUUGAAAGUUGAUUCUUCACAAUUAUCAGCACUUCAUAUUCCAGAGAUAAAAGACAUAUUUGUUGAUCAACAACAUCUCUCUUAUGGUUGUUUCAAUAAACAACAAUCAACAACUAGAAGUAUUGUUGUUGAGUAUCAGCCAUUAUUUUAUACCCAAAACAUUGGAAUGCCAGUUGUUGUUUAUCCACUGAGAUAUGAUAAUUGUUAUUACUAAU
Messenger RNA from Entamoeba nuttalli P19, 751 nucleotides. RefSeq lists its product as hypothetical. Bases 1 to 750 code for a protein of 249 amino acids. Lineage: Eukaryota; Evosea; Mastigamoebida; Endamoebidae. The transcript has a single exon. The record is from RefSeq and is a predicted model, not a curated record.